AUGAGCGGUUCAUCUGAUGCCACCAUACACCAUAAAGACAUCUUCCAUUAUCAUUUGGCUCUUCGAAACUUUUUUCAGGUCUCAGAAAUCAAGCAUGAUCGUUCCAACUCGCCAAGAGCUCAGAAAGCCAGGGCAAAGCUUUUAAAACUUUCCGCGUCUCAAUUUUAUGAGCUUAGUACCGAUGUUUAUGAUGAAUUACAGAGGCGGCUUGACACUGAUCAAGGACGAGCAGAAUACUUGCUGCCAAAAGCUGGCUUCCAUAUCAAGCGAAACCAAGCUAGACAGAAAUUGGCCAACCUGUCGCAGACAAGGUUCAAUGAUCUUGUGGAUGAUAUUCUAUUCGAAAUAAAACGAAGAGGGUAUGAUGUGAAUCCAAAAGCGGCGGAAGAGUCCAAUAAUGUAAGAUACGAACACGAACCAAAUGCAUAUGAUAGAAGUUUCAUGGAUAAUGCCAGUCUCUCCAACGGAAACACGAUAAAUACAUCAGAUGGCUCAAUGAUCCAGGCUCCGGCUACUGCCACCAUCCAAGCAUCGCAGGUGAUCCCUAAGAAGGCGUCAAUCGAUUGGUCAUCAGAAGAAGAAGAUGAUAAAAAACCAGACGACGAGCCAUCAGACGAAACUGCUGAAGGUAAAGAACCUAUUCCGAAUGAGAGAAAUUCUACGACGGGCGAAAAGAUUGGUUCCGAUAGUAGUCUUCUAAGUCAUCCCAAUCCUUCCACUCCAGUCUUGAAAUCCUUUACCGACAAUUACCAUUAUUCUGAUUUGCAUGAAACCCCUGCUAAUACAAGACCUCAAGAUGACAUCAAUAGCGAGAUUACCGACAUGGUCCACACAAGCGGCGCUGCCGCUCGCACGGAGAAUGAAGCUUCCGGAGAUCCUUCAAAGGCUUUACAGGAGCAAACUGAUGCCCUGACAGAGGCUAAUCAGCGCCUCACGGCGGAGCUGGCUCAAAAGGAGGCUGAGAUUGUGAAACUUGAGGAGGAAAAUAAAGAGCUUAAAUCAACUCCAGCGGGCAGCAGAAGUAUUGCAAAUAUCUCUAGUAGCACUAACCUUCAAAAGGAGCUAGCUUGCUUAAGCUCUCAGGUCAGCUCAUUGUCCAUCGAAAACGAAAAGCUCAAGCAGCGAAUCUCAGAAUUGGAGCUCAAGGCAAAACGUACUGAUAUAAACAAGGCUACCGAUCAAGGAAGAAAUAUAGAGGGCUUUCAAAACAAAUAUUCGUUAGAUCCUCAAUCAAUCUCAAAGUAUAUUAGCGAAGAUGGUUCGGUUCCCUUUGAACUGAUCAAAGAGAUUUAUGACCAAAUUAACCUACUUUUCGUCAGAAUCCAAUCAGAGAGAGAUGAUGAUGGGAAAUAUUUAUUUGAAGUUUUGGCUCACGUAUCAGACGCGAUUCAUCAAAUGUUAAUUCUGGUUGAUGUCCCACAGUUUAAGGAUGAAGUUAUUCUUUUGAAAGCCUCUUUCUCUCAUGCAGUGACUGCAGUGAGAUAUCACGCCGUUUACCAUUCUAUGCUGCCGAAAAUUACGGUUCAGGCUGCCAUUUCCGAGUUGGCAUUCGCCAUCUGUAACUUAGUUGACUCGAGUAAAAUCAAGCUAGAUGAGCCGGAUGAUGAAGUUGCCAGAUCAGAACUGUCCAAGGAAGCUGGCUUGAACGUCAGCACCGCGGCUCCCCAUACCCCGAUAGAGCCUGCAUUCGGCCCUCGGCUCUCGCAACAAGUUCUGAAUAAACCUACCAACGUUUUGACGGCGUGCGAGGAUACCAUUGAUGAAAUGUCUCCUGUAAAACCAUUGAAGAUAACACAAAAGGCGAAUAUGAGCCCCGACACUAAACUAAAGCCUUCAAGUUCGCGAAAACUCUCCGGGAGUUUGUUGUUUUCCUCUAUGAUUGAGACAAAAUCACCAUUGUCCUCCCGUUCGAGUAAAGCUUAUGUCAGACAACCGCAAGUCCUAGCAGAUGGGACAGGCGAGGAAGACCCCAAAAAAACUGUACGUCUCGAUUCCAAUACUAAACACAGCGACUACUCUGCCGAGAGGGAAGCCCAAGUGCAUCAGAUUGCACAGCCACUAACUCCGACUAAGUCGGUUAAUAAUGCCAAUGUCAAAGUUGUUGACGGUACACCAUCUUUGCCUACCCCGGUAACUAAUGUCAAUAGUUCUGCUGAGAAGAGGGAGAAUGAAAAGGAACUGCUCAUUCGGGACGCAGGCGGCAAGAUAGACGAAGCUAGGGUUAUUACAGCCGAACCUUCCGGGACGACAGAAAGCAAAGUCGAUAGUCUAAACAAAAGCUUCGCAGAUAAGCUGAAGAAUUUCGCUAGUAGUAGCGGAAUUGGUUUGAGGGUAGAGAAGCAGCUCGAAGAUAAGGAUGGGCAGGUGCAUGAAGAAGCCAAUGUGCAAGAAAUGACGCCUAGAGGUAAAGUCAUUUCCGGGAAUCAGAUCUCAGACGUCCAAGAAGAUGCUCAAGACCGUCAGUUGGCGCAAAUUUCCAAAAAAAUAGACCGUUCACCGUUAAGACCACCGGAGAGCAACCCCACGCCAUCCAAACUUACAGAAAAAUUCAAAAAGACGUUUGACGACAUGACUGACAAUGAUAUCGAGGAUGACAGCAAAAGCGACUUCAAUGACAGUUCGAACUUCAGCGAUGAUGGCUCAACUUAUAUGGCCUUGAGGCAGUCGUUACGGCAAAGCGACUUUAACAAAGAGGGAGCUCAUACAAUCAAAAAGGCAACAGUUUAUUCACCAAGGGCGCAACGAAAUAACCAAUUUACCGACAGCGAAACAAGAUUUGGUAGCGACACUGAUCUAUCCGAUAUUCAUACUGACAGUUCUCAGGAAAAGCAUGAAUUGAAUGCUAAACAAACGCUUUCUGAGGGAAUCUUACAGAAAAAAUCUGAAAACAAGGAAUCGAAUUCUUCGAACAUGCCUAUCAGCAACAACUUUGAUUUGAAUAAUGUGCAGUAUCAUUCGUCUACUGAGCCUUCAUUCAGUACGGAACUCAAGGCUAAUGCCAUUAAGGAGAAAGAUUUAGACGAGUCAUCGGACUAUCAGUUUAUUCCACUCAGGAAGGAAAAUAUUGAAAAUAAAGCAGCAAACCCGGCAGAGAUCGUCAAUGAACAGCUUGGUGCGCAGGAAGAGGCCGAAGAUGAAGUCGAUUUCGAUUUUGAUGCUUUUGAUAUUGAGAAUCCCGAUAACACGCUCUCUGAACUUUUGCUGUACCUUGAGCAUCAAACUGUUCAGGUCAUUUCAACCAUUCAAUCUCUUCUAAGCUCGAUCAAGCAACCCCAAGCAACAAAGGGCGAUUUGAGAAAGGAAUCUGACGCCAUUAACGAGGUCAUUAGACAGAUGGUUGACGCCACAAGCAUAUCCAUGAAUCAGAGCCGUAACGCUAGCCUAAAAGAACAUGGCUCAUGGGUAGUGAGAAGCUUAGAAGACUGUUCUUUAAGAAUGAUCACCCUAUGUGAACUUAACGUUGAAAGGACGGUUACUGAUAUCAAGAAGGAUGCCGAUUUUGCAGAUAAACAUUUCAAGCAGCGUUUGGCAGGCAUCGCAUUCGAUGUCGCCAAAUGCACGAAAGAAUUGGUGAAGACAGUUGAGGAGGCAAGUUUAAAAGAGGAAAUAGCUUUCCUGAACUCAAGGCUUAAUUAA
Molecule: messenger RNA, 3636 nt
Organism: Torulaspora globosa
Lineage: Eukaryota; Fungi; Ascomycota; Saccharomycetes; Saccharomycetales; Saccharomycetaceae
Exons: 1
Coding region: 1-3636 (1211 amino acids)
Biological process (GO): invasive filamentous growth; pseudohyphal growth; mating projection formation
Cellular component (GO): incipient cellular bud site; cellular bud tip; mating projection tip
Molecular function (GO): MAP kinase scaffold activity
Source: RefSeq, a predicted model, not a curated record